GUUUAGUUGUGUGUGUGUGUGGGUUUUUGCAUUCCAAUUUGUCCUCAUGACAUGUUUACCCUAACUAAUUAAAUACUCGCAAGACAUAUAAAGCUGUUGUUUUUGAAGUGUACGGUAUAUAUCCAUACAUGCAAACGCUCUUUCUUACUGUGUUUAUUUUGUAUUUUGCAUUGUUGGAUAUAUUGGAUUGUGGUUUACAUGUCUGCCCUUGUUUUGUGUGUGUGUCCACAGGCCUGAUGUGGAUAUACAAUAGUCUGGACAGUUACGUGUUUCUGCAGUAUCUGGCCUGGGUCAUCUACCCUGUACUCCUCAUCUGUUUCUCUGCCGGGUUCGUCCAGUUUCUCGCCCCCCCAGCUGCUGGUUCAGGUAUUCCAGAGAUGAAGGCCAUCCUGCGAGGAGUUGUGAUGAAGGAAUACCUCUCCUUAAAAACUUUUGUGGCCAAAAUCAUUGGCCUCACCACUGCUUUGGGCAGCGGCAUGCCCCUGGGCAAGGAGGGUCCGUUCGUACACCUCGGCGGUUUGUGCGGUGCUGUUCUAAUGAGGUUCAUGUCUCUGUUUGGGGAAAUCUAUGAGAAUGAUUCAAGAUACAUUGAGAUGCUGGCAGUGGCCUGUGCUGUGGGAGUGGGCAGCUGUUUUGCUGCCCCCAUAGGAGGUGUGUUGUUCAGUAUUGAAAUAACAUCCCAGUUAUUUUCGGUGAGAAGCUAUUGGAGAGGUAUCUUUGCUGCUACCAUCGGUGCCUUCAUCUUCAGAGUACUGGCUGUGUGGAACACUGACGCAGAGACAGUCACAGCCCUUUUGAGAACCAGUUUCCGGCUAGACUUUCCGUUUGGCCUCCAGGAGCUUCCUGCCUUCGGUGCCCUUGGUAUUGCCUGCGGUUUUGGUGGGGCUUUGUUUGUCUAUCUGAACGGAUUGAUUGUCCGGUUCAUCAAGAAACAGAAGGCCAACAAUGGAUUCCUCAUGAAAAAACAUCUGCUGUAUCCAGCGCUGGUCACUUUACUUAUUUCUACACUAACAUUUCCCCCUGGCUUUGGCCAAUUUAUGGCUGGAAAGCUGAACAUGAUGGAGACUAUGGAGGCAUUACUGGACAACCGGACGUGGGCUAAACAGGGCAUCGCUGAGGAGGCUGAACACAUGGGACACUCUGAAGCCUGGAUAAUCCCGCAGGUCAACGUCUUCGUCACCCUGGGCCUCUUUACUUUCAUGAAGUUCUGGAUGUCUGCCCUGGCCACCACCAUGCCAGUGCCCUACGGAUCCUUCAUGCCAGUAUUUGUCAUUGGGGCAGGUUUUGGUCGUCUGGUUGGAGAAGGCAUGGCAACCUGGUUCCCAGAUGGCAUUCACACAAAUGGCACCAGCUACCCCAUUGUGCCAGGAGGCUAUGCUGCCGUGGGUGCAGCAGCCUUGUCGGGAGCGGUCAGCCACUCGGUUUCCACUGCAGUCAUCGUGUUUGAGAUGACUGGCCAGAUCACCCACAUCCUGCCAAUUAUUAUAGCAGUGAUCCUGGCCAACAUCGUGGCACAGUCCCUUUCUCCCUCUCUCUAUGACUCACUCAUCAGGAUCAAGAAGCUGCCCUACCUCCCAGAGCUGGGCUGGGGACACCACGAAAAGCAUGAUAAACACGUGGAGGACAUGAUGGAGCGGGACGUGCGGUACAUCACACUCAACUGCAGCUACAGAGACCUGUAUAAUGUGCUACUGAAGGGUCACGACAACACUGUGGCACUAGUAGAAUCAGCUGAGUCCAUGAUCCUGUUGGGCUCCAUCGAGCUUGCCCAGCUCCAGGCGCUGCUCUCCCUGCAGCUUGGCCGCCCCUUACGAUUAGAGAACAUCAGGGAACGAGCCGUCGAGGAUAAGAAAUGCCCGUUGGUCGUGUCAAACAGCAGUGAGAACAGCAGCCACCGGGCCAGUCAGGAGGUCCGCUUCCAGAUCUCUGAGGACUCAUCCUUAAGCCCUACUCGUCCAGUCCCUCAGAAGCCUCUCAAACCUGCACUGAAGAGACCCUCUGUGGUGGAGCAACCCACCGGUCCACAUGAUCAUUCGGGCAUUGCUUUCAAGAACCCGUACGGCACCAUUCCAGACCUGGAGGACAACGUAGAUGUGGAGGAUGACAUGAGUAUUAGAGAGAUUACAGAGUUGGAGGAGAAGCAGCUUGAUGAGAAGGUUAAUUUCAACAACUGCAAGAUCAAGGACGUCACGAUCCAGCUGGUGGAGCGCAUGUCGCUGCAUAAGACCCACACCAUCUUCUCCGUGCUGGGCCUCGACCACGCCUACGUCACCAGCAUCGGACGCCUCGUGGGGGUGGUUUCCAUCAAAGAGCUUCACAAGGCCAUUGAGGGCUCUGUGAAAGUGGAGGGUGCGAAGGUGCGUCCUGCUCUGGCCAGCUUCCGGGACAAGGGCAAAAUCAGCAGCAAGAACGAAACCAUCGAUGUCCAUAAGCUGAGGGAUCGCCUCCGAAGCAUGCAGCUGCCCCGCGAGCACACCCCCUCCGAGUGAGGGAAAGUAGAGGAGGAGGAGGAAGAAGAGCAGGUAGAGGAGGAGGAGGAGGCAUUGAGAUCUUUAAUCUCACAAAGCCACACAAAUUCCAAAAUCCUCGGGGCUUAGGAUCAAUAUUUAAUUAUGGAAAAGGUCUUUCUGCUACUUACUCUCCACUAUCUACUUUGCUUCAUGGUAGACUCAUGUUGGUUGAUUCCAACAAGGUACUAGGAAUAAGUUGAGAUCUUUAAAAAGGGAUUUUUUCUUUUAGCAGACUUUGUUUAGCUUGUGUAUCUUUAGAGUUGAGUUCAAAGUUUGGACCUGCAAAAGUUUUCUUUUGAAAAAGUCUUCCACUUGAGUAUCGAAAUUCAGCAAUGAUGACAAGGAAGAAUAAUGUGUGUGUGUACUGUACUUCAAGUGUGAGUGUAUGAAUAUAAGAAAAUGUGAGUGUGCAUGAAGAGGGAGGUAGCAAACGACUAUUUCUUAUA
Molecule: messenger RNA, 2956 nt
Organism: Perca flavescens (yellow perch)
Lineage: Eukaryota; Metazoa; Chordata; Actinopteri; Perciformes; Percidae
Product: chloride channel protein 2
Exons: 20
Coding region: 129-2489 (786 amino acids)
Biological process (GO): transmembrane transport; chloride transport
Cellular component (GO): plasma membrane
Molecular function (GO): voltage-gated chloride channel activity
Source: RefSeq, a predicted model, not a curated record